UGGGCGCGCGGGUUCGGCGUGUGCGCGCGUAUGUAUGUUUGAGAGAGCGGAAUUAGGUUGGAAUAACGGAGCGACUGCUUGGACUGGAGGCUUUACAUGACUGAUCACCUGCUUUAUGAAUGUAUGGAGGCUUUUCAACUGGAUUCCGAUCUUCCAGACGUAUUAAAUAGUUUUGGGGAUUUGGUGCCAAUUCUAGGAGUUGACUUUUGGUUAGAUUUGUGGUUAAAUUUCCUGCAUUAGAAGCGCUUGGUGGACGGAUGCCCAACUUGUACCCAAAUUCAAAGUUGUCCUUUUUUUGGCACAUUUCUGAAUUGAUGAGUGACGUGAAACCGGGCCGCUUCAUCCAGCCGAGACGCGCCGGCGACCCGUAAACGCAGUCGUUCACACGUCCAAAUCUCUGUAUCAUGUCUUUAAGCAGAAGCAUCGAGUGGGAGCACUUUGAGGAGAGGGAAAAGGCAUCACGUUCGGGGCGCGGAAGCGCAGCCGGUUCUCGUGGACCGUCCCGUGGAAACGGGAACGGCUACGGCUCCGUGGCGAGUCCUGCGCACAGCGCGCACUGCAGCUUCUACCGGGCACGUACGUUGCGCUCACUCGCCGCCGAGAAGAAAGCACGGAAAGUGCGCUUCUACCGCAAUGGAGACCGUCACUUUGAGGGCUUGGCGUAUGCCGUGUCCGGAGACCGAUUCCGCUCUCUGGAUGCGCUGCUCAUGGAGCUCACGCGCUCUCUGACGGACGGCGCGAGCUUACCGCAGGGGGUGCGCUGCAUUUAUACUAUAGACGGCGCGAGGAAGGUUACCAGCCUGGAUGAGCUUGUCGAGGGUGAGAGCUACGUCUGUGCCUCCAACGAACCCUUCCGCAAAGUGGACUACACUAAGAAUGUGAACCCCAACUGGUCUGUGAACAUCAGGGCCGGCAUGUCACACUCUCUCUCCUCUUUACCCCUACUAAAGAACGAGCUGAGGGAGCGAGAAAACAAGGACUUCAUUCGUCCCAAGCUGGUGACGGUGAUCCGGAGUGGUGUGAAGCCGCGCAAGGCCGUGCGCAUCCUCCUGAACAAGAAGACAGCACACUCGUUCGAGCAAGUGCUCACAGACAUCAGCGAUGCCAUCAAGCUGGAUUCAGGAGUGGUCAAGAGGCUCUACACGCUGGAGGGAAAGCAGUUCUUGUUUAUUUAUUUUAUCUUGUCUCUCUUUCUUUCUCUCUCUCUUCCCCAGGUCACUUGUCUGCAGGACUUUUUUGGCGAUCACGACGUGUUCAUUGCGUGUGGUCCGGAGAAGUACCGCUAUGCUCAGGAUGAUUUUGUGUUGGAUCACAGUGGUAAGGCUUGUGCAGCCUUUCUAAAUGAGUGCCGUGUGCUGAAAUCUUCUUGUUCUUCUCGCUCCACUACGCCAGUGAAGUCCAGUGGCAGUAAGAGUCCAGCACGACGCAGCAAAUCUCCUGGAUCAGUGAGGAAAACUUCUUCAUACUUGUCCACUAAUGGACAGUCUCCAGUAAAAUCCCCAGUUAACGGAGUGCUUCCCAACCUGAGUCAAAUUUCCACCCCCAAAUCCACAAAGUCCUGCAACUCAUCCCCCACGAGUCCCCGCAGCAUGCGCAACUUCAAGUUUAGUUGCAACAAGCGGAUUGGGGGCGCCUUCCAUCUUUCUGUGAAGAUUCCAACUCAACACUCGUCUGCAUCUAAUGUAAGCGUCUCCUCCGAGCAGCAUCAGCCUCAACACUCCGACAGCACCAUCCCUGAGGUUAAUGGAAACAGGAAUCCUACAGCCUCGGCCAUCGUGGAGAAGUACAAAGUGGGAAAAGUUAUCGGCGAUGGGAAUUUCGCAGUGGUAAAGGAAUGUGUUGAACGGUCAACUGGAAAGGAGUUUGCCUUAAAGAUCAUUGAUAAGAAUAAAUGUCGUGGUAAAGAGCACCUGAUUGAGAGCGAGGUGGCUGUACUGAGGCGGGUCAAACACCCCAACAUCAUAAUGCUGAUGGAGGAAGUAGACACGCCGUCUGAGCUGUAUCUCGUCAUGGAGCUAGUCAAGGACGGAGACCUGUUUGACGCCAUCACGUCCUCGACGAAGUACACAGAGAAAGACGCAAGCACCAUGGUGUACAACCUUGCCGCUGCUCUUAAAUACCUGCAUGGGAUGAACAUCGUCCACCGAGACAUCAAACCCGAAAACCUGCUGGUGUGUGAGUAUUCGGAUGGCACCAAAUCUCUGAAGCUGGGGGACUUUGGCUUGGCGACGGUGGUGGAAGGUCCACUGUACACCGUGUGUGGGACUCCCACUUACGUCGCCCCAGAGAUUAUAGCAGAAUUAGGUUAUGGUUUAAAGGUGGACAUCUGGGCAGCAGGUGUGAUUACCUACAUCCUGCUGUGUGGCUUCCCACCUUUCCGGAGUGAGAAUAAUGUGCAGGAAGAACUGUUUGAUCAGAUCCUGCAGGGCCACUUGGACUUCCCCUCUCCGUACUGGGACAACAUCACUGACUUGGCCAAGGAGCUGAUUGGCCAGAUGCUUCGGGUGAACUCUCAGAUGAGGUACACAGCAGAAGAUAUUCUGUGUCACCCCUGGGUCACGGACAAGACAGCUGUGGACAACAACAUGAAGAUGGAGGUGACAGGGAAGCUCAGGAAACACUUUACCUCCGCACAGAAAGAGGGCAACACCAACGCCGGCGUGUCUGUUAUUAUGAACACAGCUCUAGAUAAAGAAAAGCUGCAGCUCUGCCGUCGUAGUCAGGGGAACAGAACCGCCCAGCCCCAAGGGGAAGGAGGAUUGGGACACAGCCGCUCUGAGAAGAAAUGCCCCUCUGGCUUAUCAGAGGACACCAAAAGCCCUGAAGCCGACCCCCUUCAGGCUUUACCCUCCCCCUCGCCCUCCUCCGAUGUCCCUCGCGUCCCUUCGUCCCCGUCCUCUCCUCGGUGUAGUGAAGAACCCAGCGAAGAGCCAGCUUUCAAGCGGGAGGAAUAGACCUGCUUACAACUGGGAGAGGAAGGAAGACUGACCCAAAUAUAUAUCUAUAUUUACAAUACAUGUUCCGCUGAUUGAAAUCCAUUCCAGCUUUUUGCUUUUUCUCGAGCGGUGUUGCUUUCUUGAAAACAAUCUAUUUGGAAACAAAAGAAGUGAUAUGAAUUUUGAAAGCCAUUCAAUGUUUUUUACUAUUUAAACUUAAACCUUGAUUUCAUAGCAUUGAAAUAUAUUACAUCAAAACACAAACAUUUCUACCCGUUUUUUUUCCAUCCAGCCAUCCAUCCAGCUCAAUAAGCAAUAAUUACAGAUGACUGCUUUAAAUUCAAGUGUUUAUUUAAACAGCAUUAGUAAGAUUUCGCUGUAAAUCUGUUCACACUCUUCAUAUAUAAUUGUACACUUUCAGUCCUGGAGCUGCUCUAACAUUCCUGAGAUUCCAUUCCGUUAUCCGAGCACAGAUGAAUAAAUCCUGAACCCCAGGUCAGGAAGCUAAGCGGUGGCUCCAUGGCUCCAUGUGUGAACAGUUCAUGCUGGUGGAGGUGGAGUAGCGGUGUGGGGAAUGCACACAUUAGGCUUCUUAAUCUGUUUAUCCUUCAUCCCUUCUUCCUCACCACCUAACACAUGCUCGUUUACAGCCGUUGACUGACACCCUUAUCCAGAACAACUUGCAUUUUUUAUCUCAUUUUAUACACAUUAGUGGACCUGGGAUUCAAACUCACAACGUUCUGAUCAGAGUGAUCAAUGUUCUGAUCCAUCACCUUAACCACUAAGCUGCCCCAUCCCCCACUGUACACAUCAUCACACUGUAUAUGUUUGUAACCGUGAUGUGGAGUGAACACUAAACACUGCUGUGCUGAUCCUGCUUCAGAGCAGAGUUUUAUAACCCCUUGUGAAAAAGGUGUGCUUCACAAUCCUGCUUUUAUCUUACAUGUGUGAAACGUUCAUAUACCUGGGAUUAAGAGUGGGGUUUAGAAUGACGAUAACUUGGAAUUAAGACCAGCGUUUAGAAUGACGAUAACCUGGGAUUAAGAGCAGGGAUUAGAAUCACGAUAACCUGGGAUUAAGAGCAGGGAUUAGAACGACGAUAACCUGGAAUUAAGAGCAAGCUUUAGAACGACGAUAACCUGGGAUUAAGAGCAGGCUUUAGAACGACGAUAACCUGGGAUUAAGAGCAGGGAUUAGAAUGACGAUAACCUGGGAUUAAGAGCAGGGAUUAGAAGACGAUAACCUGGGAUUAAGAGCAGGCUUUAGAACGACGAUAACCUGGGAUUAAGAGCAGGGAUUAGAACGACGAUAGCCUGGGAUUAAGAGCAGGCUUUAGAACGACGAUAACCUGGGAUUAAGAGCAGGCUUUAGAACGACGAUAACCUGGGAUUAAGAGCAGGGAUUAGAACGACGAUAACCUGGGAUUAAGAGCAGGGAUUAGAACGACGAUAACCUGGGAUUAAGAGCAUUGAUUAGAACGACGAUAACCUGGGAUUAAGAGCAUGGAUUAGAACAACGAUAACCUGGGAUUAAGAGAAGGGAUUAGAACGACAAUAAACUGGGAUUAAGAGCAGGGUUUAGAACGACGAUAACCUGGAAUUAAGAGCAGGGAUUAGAACGACAAUAACCUGUUAUUAAGAGCAGGGUUUAGAACGACGAUAAACUGGGAUUAAGAGCAGGGUUUAGUACGACGAUAACCUGGAAUUAACAAGCUCUGAACUAACUGAACUUAACUGAACUAUUAACUGAACAAACUCUACUGAACACUUUAGCGCUUCAGGACUGACACUCUGAGCUUCACUGACCAAAUAUUAUUUAUUACAUUGGUUAACAUUAAACUUUACCCACAAAUUAUUUCUAAAGUUGAAGUAAUGUUAAUAAAGUGAUAGAUCAAAUUAAAGUGCUAAUGACAGUCAAAUAUUUUGACACCCUCCACUCACAAUUUCACCUUUAAUUAAUCUUUUUUGAUUAAACAUCAGAAAAUAUUUCCCUGAUUAUUCACAUUAUUAUUUUGAUUUUGUUUUUAAUCAAUGAAUGCCUUCGAAGCCGAAGUUGCUUUCUUCAUGAUAAAUAAUGCAUUAAAUAACGUCAUGCCAAUUAUUUAAGGGAACCGUAUCAAUAUCAGAUGUUACUGUACGAUACUCUACAUUCUCUGUUGAAAUGAAAAAAAAAAAAGGUUUCAUUGUGGGAUUUGUAUCUGUGGCCUCCAGCUGUGCUGUCAGCGCUGCACAUCUGUCUGCAGCAUGUCUCCAUUCCCCGGGGGAGUGUGAGAAGUUUUUGUAGUGUGGGUGUGUUUAUAUAUUAAUAUAUAAAACGCCGUGCAGUGUUUGUGUGUUUAAAGACGAGUGUCUGCCUUUAAAGGAUAUGUGAGCGUUUUUUAGUUAUUUAUUGUGAAUCGUUGAGCAAGUGAGCGAGUGUGUUGGUGUGAUUAUGACUAGUGUGUGUGUGUUAGAGAGUGUAUGUGAGAGUGUGUGUGUGUGUGUGUGAGUGUGUCUGACUACUAGAAGACUUGAAAUUGCUUUCAAUUUUCUGGACUGUACAAGAAGAAAUGAGACUUUUGCUUUUGAAUAAAUGAUGCGUAGGGCUGAUUGUAGGUUAAUGAACAGGUUAAUUAGGAGGUUAAUUAGGAGGUCAAUUAGGAGGUUAGUGCCUCUCUGCUAUAAGAUGCUGUAAUUCUGCAUUAGUUCUGCUUGAAUACCUUCAUGUUGGAAGCAGUGUUAUUUUUUCCUUUACAUGUUUAGACACUUAAAGACGCCUCUUAAGCUUUUCUUCUUUUCACUCGAGUCUCUUCGCUUCUAUAGAUAAAAAAGGAAACACUGACGCAUGAUAUAUCCUCGGAUCUGAAUAUAAACUCAUAAACUCUCUCUCUCUCGUACAGAAAAACACACCUUCAGCAAUAACUCUUCUUUCACUACAAUAUUCAGUGUAUUUGUUCUGAUGUUGUUAGAAACCUCACACACUGCAGCAACAAUCUGUUCCUCAGUACUGUUAAAUCUAUUGCAAAUGCUGUUUUCAGUUUCAUUUCAAUUUCAGGCUUAUUGUGUUGUGUUUUAGUUAAAAGUGGCUUUGUGUUAAGGAGUGAAGGUGAAAUAAAGGAGAAUAAAGUUCUUA
Messenger RNA from Tachysurus vachellii, 6047 nucleotides. RefSeq names its product doublecortin-like kinase 2a (gene dclk2a). Lineage: Eukaryota; Metazoa; Chordata; Actinopteri; Siluriformes; Bagridae. The transcript is spliced from 18 exons. Gene Ontology annotation, biological process: intracellular signal transduction; protein phosphorylation. Gene Ontology annotation, molecular function: protein kinase activity; ATP binding. The record is from RefSeq and is a predicted model, not a curated record. Gene Ontology annotation, cellular component: microtubule cytoskeleton. The coding region runs from base 405 to 2954 and encodes 849 amino acids.